Messenger RNA from Girardinichthys multiradiatus, 2670 nucleotides. RefSeq names its product eukaryotic translation initiation factor 3, subunit Ba (gene eif3ba). Gene Ontology annotation, cellular component: eukaryotic translation initiation factor 3 complex. The record is from RefSeq and is a predicted model, not a curated record. Gene Ontology annotation, molecular function: RNA binding; translation initiation factor binding; translation initiation factor activity. The transcript is spliced from 19 exons. Lineage: Eukaryota; Metazoa; Chordata; Actinopteri; Cyprinodontiformes; Goodeidae. Gene Ontology annotation, biological process: translational initiation. The coding region runs from base 111 to 2153 and encodes 680 amino acids.
CUUCGUCCAUUUUCGCACAUGGUGCCGCACCGGCCGAGCGUCGUUAGCCUCACGUUUCCAGGGAUUUCGCUCUCUCUUAGGACAGAAGUUUGAUCUCUUGGUCACGGUAAAUGCAAGAUACGGUGGCUAUGGUGGAUGACCCCGAGUACGAGGAGGAGGAGCCCUCCUUCAGCGACCCGGAGGAUUUCGACGAUGACAUCGAGGAUGACGAGCUUCUGGAGGACAUCUUACGGGAGAAACCCCAGGAGACCGACGGAAUCGACUCGGUAAUUGUGGUGGACAAUGUCCCGCAGGUCGGCCCGGAGCGGCUGGACAAACUGAAAAACGUCAUACACAAGAUCUUCUCCAAGUUUGGCAAGAUCACUACAGAGUUUUAUCCGGACGUCGAUGGCACGACCAAAGGAUACAUCUUUUUGGAGUACGCUGCUCCCACCCAGGCUGUGGAGGCAGUGAAGAAUGCAGAUGGUUACAAGCUGGACAAACAACAUACAUUCAGAGUCAACCUCUUCACUGACUUUGAUAAGUACAUGAACAUCAGUGAUGAGUGGGAAGCUCCUGAGAAACAGCCCUUCAAAGAUUUUGGUAAUAUGCGUCACUGGAUUGAGGACUCCGACUGCCGCGACCACUACAGUGUCAUCUACGAAGCCGGGGAGAGGACGGCCAUUUUCUCAAAUGACGCUAAAGAUCCAAUCUUGGCUGAGGAAAGAGCGCGCUGGACAGAGACGUACGUUCGCUGGUCUCCCAAAGGCACCUACCUGGCAACCUUCCAUCAGCGUGGCAUUGCCUUGUGGGGCGGAGAGAAAUUUAAACAGAUCCAGAGAUUCAGUCAUCAAGGCGUGUCCCUCAUUGACUUCUCACCGUGUGAGAGGUAUGUAGUGACCUUCAGUCCGUUGAUGGACACCAAGGAGGAUCCACAGGCCAUCAUCAUCUGGGACAUCCUGACAGGACAGAAGAAGAGAGGCUUCCACUGCGAGAGCUCAGCUCACUGGCCCAUAUUCAAAUGGAGCCAUGACGGGAAGUUCUUUGCAAGGAUGUCUCCAGACACCCUAAGCAUCUACGAAACUCCAUCAAUGGGCUUGUUGGACAAGAAAAGUCUCAAGAUCACUGGGAUCAAGGACUUCUCUUGGUCUCCUGGCGACAACAUCUUGGCAUUCUGGGUUCCGGAGGACAAGGACAUCCCUGCAAGAGUGACUCUGAUGCAGUUUCCCUCCCGGCAGGAGAUCCGUGUCCGGAAUCUCUUCAACGUCGUCGACUGCAAACUGCACUGGCAGAGAAACGGGGAUUACCUGUGUGUGAAAGUGGACAGGACCCCCAAAGGAACACAGGGCGUUGUUACCAACUUUGAAAUCUUCCGAAUGAGGGAGAAACAAGUUCCUGUUGAUGUGGUGGAGAUGAAAGAAAGCAUCAUUGCAUUUGCUUGGGAGCCCAACGGCAGCAAAUUUGCUGUUCUCCACGGAGAGUCUCCAAGGAUCAAUGCCUCCUUCUAUCACGUCAAAAACAACGGCAAGAUCGAGCUCAUAAAAAUGUUUGACAAGCAGCAGGCCAACAGUAUUUUCUGGAGCCCGCAGGGACAGUUCAUGGUGCUGGCUGGACUCAGGAGCAUGAACGGAGCUCUUGCCUUUGUGGACACAUCCGACUGCACCAUGAUGAACAUAGCAGAGCACUACAUGGCCUCUGACGUGGAGUGGGACCCAACUGGUCGAUACGUCGUCACCUCUGUCUCCUGGUGGAGCCACAAGGUGGACAAUGCGUACUGGCUGUGGACUUUCCAGGGACGUCUCCUUCAGAAGAACAACAAGGACCGCUUCUGUCAGCUGCUCUGGAGACCCAGACCUCCGACUCUGAUCAGUGCAGAUCAGAUCAAGAUGAUCAAAAAAGAUCUGAAGAAAUAUUCAAAGAUCUUUGAGCAGAAGGAUCGUCUGAGCCAGUCCAAGGCUUCAAAGGAGCUGGUGGACAAGCGCAGGGCCAUGAUGGAGGAGUACCGUCAGUACCGGGAGGCGGCGCAGCAGCUCUACCAUGAACAGAAGAGCAUCCGCCUUGAGCUCAGAGGAGGUGUGGACACGGAUGAGCUGGACAGCAACGUGGACGACUGGGAGGAAGAGACUAUUGAGUUUUUUAUCAACGAAGAAAUCAUUCCCCUCGGAGAUCUGUAGUCCGCUACGCAGUUGAUCCGUUUUUGUGUGGAAGGAGGAGCGGUAUCUGACUGGAGAAGGACGACGGCCUCACUGUGAAUCUUGGGUUCAACUUCAGCGACAUCAUAGCGACACGCCUUGUGGGUCAGCAGCCACACUGAGGGAAAAGAGAAGAUAUUUAAGCUGCAUCUCUUUGUUCCUCAAAACCUCUUUGACCCAUUGUUUUCUCUGUGGAACUUGACAUUUAGUAAUACUGCUGAACUUUCUGGACUCACCAACUCUGAACCACAGCUUAUUGGACCUUCGUGCUGCUGGGGUUGUCUCAGAACAAGCCUCGUCAUGCUCAUGUGUUACUUGGGGGCCACACAGAGUGCCAUACCAACGCGUAGUGAAGGUGUUGAGAGUAAACGCAUAGCCUUGUCAAUAAAUGUGCUGAUGUGGCGUUAUAGUGGCCUGUUUCCUCCUCCUUUCAGAUUAGGUUUUCACACAGGGAGGGGGUGCGCAGUGGGAAUAACAAUAAAUAAACAUUUAAACCACA